Messenger RNA from Paramecium pentaurelia, 2977 nucleotides. The record is from the annotation of a GenBank genome assembly. Lineage: Eukaryota; Ciliophora; Oligohymenophorea; Peniculida; Parameciidae.
AUGCGUAGCUUGAGUAGAUUCCUUUUUCGUCGUCCUUAAUUAUUAUUAAAUAGAUGUGCAAUUCCUUUAAAACAGAAAUGUAUUUAUGGAUUCAGUAAUGGUAACUUUUUGAUGAAUAAUAUUUAAUUAGGUUCUAACAAUAAUUCUAAAAUUAAGUUGAAAACAAUACCUCUUUAGAAUUACUCUUGUGAUCCUGAGGAGAUUGACUCUAAGAUAAGCUCAACUGAUUUUUGUCUUUUUAGUUCAGUCCAGCCUAUUUUUCCAAAUAAUCCAAUGAAUUGCCAAAUAAAGAUAGGAAAUCUAAAACGUAUAACAAGGCCACUUCUUUACACUAUUAUUUCACCUGACAAUGGGGAACUCUUUACAAUUGGAAUAGCGUUGAGUAAAUAGGUUGAAAAGAAUUUAAAUUCUGAACUCAAAAUAUUGGAAUAAAGAGAUGCAAAUGGAAAUAUUUUGAUUAAUGAUCCAAUCAAUAAUACAUUUAAUUUGGAUAUAAUUUCAAAGUCUGUAAGUGAUUUAAAACAAUAAGAUAGAAAAAUUACAGAUUCAAAAUAACUAAAAUUGAAAUGACUCCAGAUGGUAUAUUUGCCCAAGGAAUACCUUAUAAGGAUAGACCUCUUACAUAAGCAGAAUAAUAGAUUGAUAUAAAAAAUGAAAUUAAAUAGAUAGCUUCUCUUGUAUCUUAAAUUAGAAAAUUGGUUUAAAUAGAUAGAAUAGAUGCAUUUACAGAAGUUAAACAUUCUCUUCUUGAAUCAAGUGAAAAAUUAACAGUCACUCAAAUAGAUGAGAUUGUUUAUUAAGUUGCUGCUGGACUUUCAAAAUUACAAACAAAUAAUUUGAAAUUAAAUACAACUCAAUUUGUUUAAUAAUUAUUAGAGAGUUAAACAUAUAUUGAAAGAUUAUUUAUUUUAAGAAAACAACUUGAAAAUAUGUCAGGAGUAUUAGAUUUAGUAGAGAAAUAUUUCAAAGAAUCAGAUUCAUCAUUAUUGAAAUUGCAUUAAUAAACAUUAGCCAAAUUAGCAACUGAAUAUAUAAGAUAGAAUUAUUUGAAAGAUACUCCCAAUUCAUAAUCUUAUGGUGGAUCAGUUGGAUCUUAAUCUUAAGUUGGAGAAAAAGUAUUAAAUUCAAAUAAUUUAGUAAAAGCAAUCUGUUUUAGUUAAAAAAUAUUAAGAUAAACUCUCACUAAUACCAGAUGAAUCAUCAAGAGACAAAGUCAAAAGAGAAAUUGAAAGAUUCAGUCUUUUAGAUAAAUAAAGUUCAGAAUUUCAUAAAAUUAAUUCCUAUUUAGAUGAAGUCUUCAGUAUUCCUUUUUCUAAAUUCACUGUAAUAAUUAUAUUUAAUAAAUAUUAUAGCCUGUUUAAUGGGAUAUAUAAUAUGCAAAAGAUAUACUAAACAAAGAAAUUGAAGGAUUGGAAAAAGUAAAGGAAAGAAUAAUUGAAAUGAUUUCAGUUAAUAAAUUAAAGAAUUCAGGUUAAAAUUCCAAAGGAUUUAUACUUCUUUUGAAUGGUCCACCAGGAACUGGUAAAACAUCUAUUGCAAAGAGUAUAGCCAAAGCAUUAAAAAGAACUUCAAGAUUUGUUUCUUGUGCAGGUGUGGCAGAUUCAACAUUCUUUAAAGGACAUAAAAGAACUUAUGUUGAUUCAAUGCCAGGUGUAUUUAUAAGAGAAUUAAUAAAAUCAAAUACUAUGAAUCCUGUAUUUAUUUUAGAUGAAUUGGAUAAAGUUUCAAAACAUCAAGCUGGUGGAGCAGAUCCAUAUUAUACAUUAUUGGAGAUAUUGAAUCCUGAAGAGAAUCAUAACUUUACUGAUCAUUAUAUGGAUAUUAGUGUAGAUUUUUCACAUGUUAUAUUUAUUUUAACAUCAAAUGAUACACUUUAAAUGUUAGAGCCACUUAAAAAUAGAUUAGAAAUAAUUGAUAUUUAAGCAUAUAUUUAAGAAGAAAAAUUAUAGAUUGCUACAAAUUUUCUUGUAAAUAAAAGUAUUGAAAGUAAUGGAAUAAAACAAUAAAUGAUUAAAUAUGAUAAUGAAACUUUGAUUAAAAUAAUUAAAGCAUGGUGUUAUUAAGAGAGUGGAGUUAGAGAAUUAAAAAGAUGUUUAGAAAAGAUUGCUAGAAAACAUGCAACUAAUUUAUUAACUGAUAAUCCUAAUCUAUGUGAUAAAGUAGAUGAAUUAAAUUAAGUUUUAUUUGAUCCUACAAUUUAAACAUUAGAUUUAACCAAAGAUAAAAAUUUAGAACUUAUAUCUUAAUAUUUAGGUCCACCUAUUUUUGAUAUCUAAUUAGAAUAGAGAUCCAUUAAAAAAUUUCCACCUGGUUAAGUUAAUAUUCUAACAGUAGGAGGUAUGAUAGGCAAUGUUUUAAGUGUUGAAAGUUGUUUUGAUGAAAGUGAAAUAGAAAAGAAAGGAUAGAUUAUAGCAUCUGGAAAUAUUAAAUUAGUUUUAUAAGAAUCAUUAAAGUUAGCAAAAAUAAAUGCAUAUAAAUAUCUGAAUGAAGAAUAAAAAUUACAAUUAUCUAAAUCAGCUAUCCAUAUGCAUUUUAAUGAAGGUGCUACUCCUAAAGAUGGACCUUCUGCAGGCACAGCUAUCACAACUGCCUUAAUAAGUUUAGUUACUAAUUUUACUGUUCCUAGUAAUCUAGCUAUGACUGGAGAAAUCUCUUUAAAUGGUCAAGUUUGCAAAAUUGGUAUCUUUUAUUAUUAAUAUAAGGUGGUCUCUAAUAAAAGCUUAUUGCUGCAAAAACACUUGAUAUUAUUGAUAUCAUUUUGCCUUAUGCAAAUUUAGGAGAUGCUUUGAACUUGCCAUCAUAAUUAUUAAAGGGUCUAAAUUUAUAUUUUGUCACUGACUACUAAUAAAUUUAUGAUUUGAUUUUUGAUUAAUAGAUAGGAAACAUUAAUUAUACAUUAAAUACAAUUAAGGAUGGAAUUUAUGAAACAAUUUAAAAUGGAUCAAAGGAGUAAAUAUAAUAAUCAAUUAAUUGUUGA